Messenger RNA from Equus caballus (horse), 10240 nucleotides. RefSeq names its product phosphoprotein membrane anchor with glycosphingolipid microdomains 1 (gene PAG1). Gene Ontology annotation, molecular function: SH2 domain binding. Gene Ontology annotation, biological process: negative regulation of T cell activation; intracellular signal transduction. Gene Ontology annotation, cellular component: membrane raft; plasma membrane. The record is from RefSeq and is a predicted model, not a curated record. Lineage: Eukaryota; Metazoa; Chordata; Mammalia; Perissodactyla; Equidae.
CCGCUGUCGCCGCCGCCGCCGGGCGCUGCGCCCUGCCCAGGUCCCCGCGCCGGGCACGGCGGAGCGAGGCGGCUGGGGCAGCACGGCCCCCCGAAGGCGCCCUGUCUCCGCGUCCCGAAAGCACGAGGUCAUUCUCUUAUUUCAGCAGUUGAGUGAAACUUCAGAACAGGGAAAGAGCGAUUUCAAGGCCAAGAAAGAAGAGAGAACUCUCAGCAAACAACAUUUCAAAGGGAGUACAUUGCCAGAAUUUUGAAUAUUUAUUUCGACAGACAUUUCUCCAAGUGCAGUACUUGGAAUCUGACUUUAUUUGAUGACUGAGGAUCUAUCCCCAGUCAUAUGCAAAUAACAAGACAUCCGUUGCCUCAAACGCUGGGCACAGUGCCCCCUGCACACAGCUCCUGACUUUGCUCAGAGACCUUCCUCCCAGUGUGAACUCGUUACAGGAUUCUGGCACAUCACACGAGAAGUCAUUUCAAAACACGGUGGUCUCUCUGCAGGAGGACACAGCGCUCUGUUCCCAUGUCGCCAGCAUUGAAGGACUGACUUAUUCCACCAGCUUGUGCCACUUACUGCUCCCGCCAUGGGACCCUCCGGGAGCAUGCUGAGCGAGGGACAAAUGCAGAUUGUCCUGUGGGGGAGUUUGGCGGCCGUUGCCACUUUCUUUCUCAUCGCCUUCCUCAUCUUUCUGUGCUCCAGCUGUGACAGAGAAAAGAAGCCGAGACAGCACAGCGGGGACCACGAGAACCUGAUGAACGUGCCUUCGGACAAGGAGAUGUUCAGCCGCUCAGUUACUAGCCUGGCCACGGACGCGCUCGCCAGCAGCGAACAGAACGGGGCUCUCACCAAUGGUGACAUUCUUUCAGAAGACAGUACUUUGACCUGCAUGCAACAUUACGAGGAAGUCCAGACCUCGGCUUCGGAUCUCUUGGACUCCCAGGACAGCACAGGCAAACCAAAAUGUCAUCAGAGCCGGGAACUGCCCAGAAUUCCUCCGGAUAGCGCGGUGGACACGAUGCUCAAUGAGAGAGGUGUGGACGGGGACCAGGCUCUCGGGAUGGAAGGACCGUAUGAAGUGCUCAAGGAUAGUUCCUCCCAAGAAAACAUGGUGGAGGACUGUUUGUAUGAAACGGUGAAAGAAAUUAAGGAGGUGGCCGCCGCCGCAAACCCGGGUAAAGGCCACAGCAACAGGUCCAAGUCAACUUCCGCUUUGAAAGAGCUUCCAGGGCCCCAGAUCGAUGGCAAAGCGGACUUUGCUGAAUACGCCUCGGUGGACAGAAACAAGAAGUGUCGACAGAGUGUGAAUGCAGAGAGUAUUCUUGGAAAUGCAUGUGAUCCAGAAGAGGAGGCCCCACCGCCUGUACCUGUCAAACUCCUGGAUGAAAAUGAAAACCUUCAGAAGGAAGAGAGAAAGGCAGGAGAAGAAAGAGCCAUGGACGGGACCAGUGAAACCAGCAAGAGAUUUAGCUGCUUGUCGUACAAGUCCCGGGAAGAAGACCCCACUCUCACAGAAGAAGAGAUCUCGGCUAUGUAUUCAUCAGUAAAUAAACCUGGACAGUCAGGGAAUAAAUCAGGACAGUUGCUUAAAGCGCCAGAGUCCACGUACACCUCCAUCCAAGGAGCUGCUCAGAGGUCGCCCUCUUCCUGCAAUGAUCUCUAUGCUACUGUGAAAGACUUUGAGAAAACUCCCAACAGCAUCAGUACGCUUCCACCGGCGGGGAGACCCGGCGAGGAGCCUGAACCUGACUACGAAGCAAUACAGACUCUAAACAGAGAAGAGGAAAAGGCCAACCUGGAGCCCAAUGGCCACCCUGGUCGUUUCCCAAAGGAGAAUGACUACGAGAGCAUUGGCGACCUACAGCAGGGCAGAGAUAUCACCAGGCUCUAGGAACGCAGAAGACAGCCCCAGAUAUCACAUGACCAGCCCGUUGGGGACAUUUCUUCUGUGGAAGCUAAGAAGCGACAUCAGCCUACACUUUAUAUGCUGCUUUAGUAAACUGAAGACAACUGAACUGAAGAUUUGGUGACUGUUUCCCAGCUUCAGAAACACUGCGGUACACACCUGCCUGCACGCAAGUGUUGCCCCUGCCUGGUGGGGGCACUGGCACACCCAAGCACAUCUCCCUCGUGCACCCCGCCCUCUGGAAAGCUCCCAGCUGUCAGUGGGUUCGUCCUGUUGGUGAGGAAAGCCAAGAUGUAAGGAAGAGAUCUACUCAUCAAGAACCACACCUCCACCUGCCUAAAAUACUGCCAUUCCGAAGAGCCAGGAUUUUCUUCCUUUCUUCCCUUUCUGCUACUAAUGUUAAUAGGUAUGGCUUUUUUCCCUUUGAAAUCUUCCAGUUCCUAAUGGUUCAUUCCAAGGAAAUUCUCCCAUAAGGCUUGGUCAUUGCUGUCGACGUAGGUGUUUCAAGACGGUAAGAAACUGUGGUUGCUGGUUCCCGUCAGCUCGCCAGUCCUCUUCAAGGAGCUGCAACCAGGCAUCGGAACCCUGGAUAGGAUUGGGGACGGCCCUUGAGUUUCUUAGGUCUUCAGUCCUUCUGAUUUUGGCACUCCACGUCAGCAGCCUCUCCCAAAGGACUUGAAGUCAUUUCUAGAUGUUUUGUUUUAUUUUUCUAGCCAAAAAGGUUUUUUUUCCCCAGUAUUUGAAACUCUUCAGAGCCUUUUCAGUAUUUUCAAUGAGUAUUGUGGUACUUCUAUGCUUGUUUUAACCCAGAGCUCAUUCCUCCGAAACAGAGAGCCUUAAUCUCUGUGUUGGCACACAGACCACACAUUUGGAUGGCAGCCAUCACGUCCAUCUCUGAAGGGCUGUGGACUUGAAUGUGUGUUUCUGAUCAUCUCUGCUGCCACACCAACAGUGUGGGAUUUCGUAAGUGAACUGCCACCCUAAGGUAAUCUAUCUACAAUUAAAAUAUAAACAUUUAUUUUUGUUAUAUAAAUUUAUAAGAUGUUUUAUGUUUAAGACCUAAUUUCUAGAAAGUGCCGGAAAAAAUGUAUAUUAACUAUUUUGAUUUUAUGUACAAUGAUUUAUACUCUCAUUUUGAAAAGACACCAUAAAGCACAUAAAGUAGAUAUUUACAAGUAGUUGUUAAUUUUUUUUCUAACCAAGUGUUUAAAACAUUGAAGGUUUUUAAAGACUCAACUUUUCAAAUGGUACUUGGAGCUCCCGGUCAAAAUCAUCUGGCUCACUGGAGAAAUAAGUAGAAUAACCAGAAAUGAUCAUUUUCAGUGGUUUGUGGUGGGCGAUAUUAAAAUAUUUGAAAUGGUCAAAAUGGAAAGAAGAACAAAAUAUGACUAGGGCUGACUGAAUUAUUAACCUCAUGAAAGUAUUAUAAUUCCAUUAAGGUUUAGUCACAUUUUAAAGAAAACAGUGAUGAAUUCUGAAAUCCAGUGCUUGCAAAUGCAAAUUGCCUAUUGAGAUUUUUUUUUCCUCCAUUUUACAAAAAUCAGUGGCUGAAAUAACUCUGAUUAAGAGCUCAGCCUGGUCUGAAUUUAAUCAUCUCUUUAGAUCUUAUAAAGCCAACAUUGGGAAACCUGUUCACUUUUCAUUUUAAAGGGAACCUGGCUGAAGUGCUAUUAUAUGGUGUAGGCUACAGAAAGGGAGCUUGUCCUACACUGAUAAAGGAAAAUAAGAGGCAAUUAUUCCAUACCACUGUGACAUCUGUGACUUUUCAGAUUGAAUAAUCUUGCUGUUUUCACUCGUUAUGACUAAGAAUGCAGUCGGCAGAAUGAAGCCUCCUGAAAUUUGUAGGGACCAGCUCAAUGGCAUGUUUUUUCCAUCCCUUGCGUUCAGAGUUCAGUGUUGUGACUGCUCUGUGACAUGUUUCUGAAAUUGUAAGGUGAGCUGUGUUGGGUCAAAGUGGUUGGCCGCCAUUAUUUUUCAAUCAGCCUGGUGUCUCCCAUGAAGGCUUCAAGUUGAACAAGUUGAACACACUUAGAAAGCACAACAUCAUUGAUUAGAAUACCCUUGAAUUAGGGAGAAGUUUAUCAGGAAAAUGGGAGGCCCUCGCUCUCUGAAUUCACAUCCUUCAUAAGCGCCAUUUUGCCUGGUGAUUUCAUUGCUGACUGUUAAUGAAUUUGACGUCAUGGGAUUCCUCUAGUACAUGGUGAUAGCCAUGUCACGUUGCACACCUGGCGUUCUGCGUACUGCGGUAACGUCCUCUAUGGGCACCUGCCUACUCAGAAGUUUUAUUCUAUUUCUUUUAAUGUCUUACUUAUUGCCAGGGAAGUGAGUAUGAUCUCUGAAGUCUAAAACCAUUUCUAGAGAGAGAAGCUCCUUAUAAAUAGUUGUAUCAUCUUGAAAUUUCAUUAUCAGAAUUUCCCCCAGAAGUUUUGAAAUAAAGGCUGUGCAAUAUAGCCAUAAAAUAUGCACUGAAAUAGCUCUCUUGAUUUGAGAACCCAUGCUAAGAAUAAGUUGUGCUAUAAAGUGUUAUUAGUGUACUUUAAAAGGAACCGUAAGGCCCUCCAGGACAAAUCCUGAAAGAGUAAGUGAUAGCAUGGUCCAGGAGGGCUGGGGCAAGAGAGUCGGGGUGAACUCCAGGAGGCGGCUCUGCUCCUUAGACCAUCGGGUACUUUACUCAAAUGUGUUUGCUGAUGUAUCGUCACUGUUUUGACCUCAUCAUACAGCAUUUCAUAAAUGUCAUCGCAUGUACUUCGUUCUUUGAAAAUCUGUGCUGGAAUCUUUGAGUUGGACAAAACCCUAUGGCUUCUUUUAAAAAGUUUCAUCUUGAGCUAAAUGCUACACAGUUUAAAUGUAUGAAAGAUAAUUAUCAGAAAAAAGAAUUUACUGUAUCUUUAAAAUUCAACUUUGACAUCCAUAUCAUGAUUCAAUUAUAAUAACCUAGAUUAUGUGAAAUGAUACAAAAAGGUAAAGUUCUAAGAAAACUUUUUUGUCUUAUAAAUCAGAAUUCUAAACAUCUUGCCUAAAAGUAGGAUCUUUGUUUUUAUUCAGAUGUUUUGAAAGUUUAGAAAAGUUUUUUAUCCUACUUGUAUUAUUUCUCAAAUAUAGUCAGCAGGAAAGUAUAACCUGUUUUAUAUGAAAUGUUUGAGGAAAUUUUAAAUUCUAGAAGAAAGUUAUUUAUGCAAAUAUGUUGGCCACGUAUAUUUUUUUCCUGUCCUGCACUGAAUUACAUCAAGUCUAUUAAAGCUUUUAAAAGUACCACUCUCCUUUGUGGGAAAAAAUCCCAUUACUGAUUUAUCUGCCCUCAAAAUCUAAAAGUUAAUUCUAAUUGAGUGCUAAAUUAGCAAUAGGUAGUCAACACAAAGAACUAAAAUCUAACCUCAGUGUGUCACUGUAUCUAUUUCUCAUAUUUGAUUUUCAUUUUUCUAAUUAGAGCAUUUACUUACUUUAACCAGUAACAAACUAUAUAUAUAAUAUUAUAUAUAUGAGAUCUAUAUAUAAUAUUAUGUAUAUGUGUGAUAUAUAUACACAUACAUAUGUACAUGUGGAUAUCUAUAAAGUUGUUCUGGUGCUUAAUUAAUGAGGAUCCAUCCUAUUACGUAUUUUGAAUGUUUAUCCUACUGGUGUGAUGACUAUUUUCAUAAAAGCAGAGUAGAAGCAACAGUUCUCCAAUAGUUUUCAUUUGGUAAUUGCAGGAAAACCUUCUUAAGUUGCCCUCAUUUAAUUUUUCUAAUUAAUACAUUCAUACUUUUAAAUUAUGUCCAUAAUUUUCUUAGCUGAAAAAGAGUGGUAUUUUAAAAUAGUUUUCUUAUCCAUGUGGCUCACUGCGUCUUCAACCUGACAGGGGAAAAGGUACCCAGGUGUCCUUCUCAGAUAGGUGUUCGAGAAGAGAUUUGUCCAAAAGCUCAAGAGCCACGUGAGCCAAGAUGGAGCCACAGCAAGGUGACCCCCACCAGGCAGCAGAAGCAGAGGCCCAGUGUCACGUGGUGGCAUUUUAUUUCACUCUCUUUGGGAACCGCGAGGUUUUCCCACAGACUCGACAGGCAGUGGAGUAGUGUGAUGUGCAAACCAGCGGCUCUGAGAUGAUGACAUGGCUGUAGUCAGAAAGCUUCCGUUCAAGACUGAAGUAGGAUGUUGUAAAUGAGCGAUGGCAUUUUCUUCAGUGCUCCUUGUGAUGGUUUCUCUGAGUCCGUGUGAUCUGAGGAUGCCAUUCUUCUGAAAGUAUUGAUUCUGGUACCCGGCCAACCCAGCUUUGGCAGCUAGAAGCACAGUAGGUACUGAUGGCUAUUUCCUGGAAAUCUUGACAGGCUUAUUGUACUGUGUAAUUGGGAAAGUUCAAGUGUAGUGUUGGUAUUAAUAAGUAACUGCUGUGAAAAAUAGGAACAUGUGUCUAAGAAUAUCAAAUAUGGCUUUUUUUGCAGUGAAUUCUAAAUUUCUUGUCCUUCUAGUAGUAGUUUUUUGCUCUGCGUUGCACCCUUUCUUAAAUACAUUAUUCUUGACAGCGGCAUUAGAUAAGUCGAACACACUUAGAAAGUGUUUGACUUAAAGAGAUUAGUCCAGAAACCAUGAUGAAUUAGAGUCUUCGUCCGGAAUUACCAAAGUAAAUUUAAAAAAUUGUGGUCGGGAAGAGAACAAAUAUUCAUAAGUGGGUUUUGUUUUUCCUACUGCUCAUUUUGAAGUCUGUCUUUACAUCCACUCUCUAAUAUUUACAAAGUAAUUCAUUGUUUUUCCAGGUUCUUAUUUUAUUUAAGAAAUAGUAGUUCAUAUUCCUCUUAAUGUCAGAUGAAACGAGAAAUACAAUUUUUGUUGUGAAGGCAGUUUUUUUAAAGCAUUCAAUUUGGUAAUCAUUUAUCUUAAUACAGUUAGAUUAGAUUUUUCUUUGCUCCCCAUUUAUAUACUAUGGAUUUUUUUUUAAAUGUCUUCUGCUUGGUUUUUAUCUCAGUCACCUUGCAUAAUGGAUUAUAAAGGCUGGUAAUUGUCAUUCCUCAGAUGCCUGUAUGUUAAAUUAACAACAGUAAAAUGUUUUCAUGUUGUUACCUUUCAAAUAGUUGUGUUGUAUUAACAUGCCUCAUGUUUUCAGGGGAAACAUGAAAAUAGGUAAACAGAUAGGAAUUUGCAUUUCAUUGUUCAUGCAUUUUUUCCCUCAUAAAAAUAGUUUCCAAAAAAAAGUGACGUGUUGUCUGUUAGGCGAUCCUGAUCAGUCUCAGGAUACUUAACUCGAAAAUACUCAAAAACACUCAAAAAUAAUUCAUGACGCUUAGCAGCAUUUUCACUCAUCCCCAAAGGUCUUUGUAAUGGUCAAAAUGUUCAAGUCACAAAAGAGAGAGAAAGUUGGUUUUCAAUAUUGGGAAUUUUUAAAGUUUAAGUCCAAAAAUAUCUCUUACUGGCUUCAACAUCUUAGAGUUUUUCGCCUCCCUGACUCUCGUCCUUUAAAGGAGUGAGUCUAAAGAAUGGGGACAUGAGGCCACUAUUUCUUCCAGCCCUGCUUUCGCUCCUCCUGCGCAGAUGCCCCUGUGUCGCUUUGCAGAGCACCACCGCAAGCCUCUCCCGCACCCAGCUCUGCUGUUUCUGCUUUCCGCAGCACGUCCCACCACGUCUUUCUCAAUCCCAUCACAAUCCUCAGCGGCACAGACGCCGCAGAGAACUGCUCCCCACCACGCGAGGUGAGCCGGCAGUGCUCCCCGCUCGCACUUGCCUGCGUCACGGGCCACGGAGAGAAGGCCACAGACCCACCUGGGGAAGCAGAUGCUGAGUGUUGUCUGUCACGAGCUCUGCUAAAACACUUUUGCCCAGAUCUUUCAUGAGAAUGGUUGGCACCAAAGGGCCGUGGCAAAGAACCUCUUGUUGAGGACCCAAACUCCCAAAUGCAGAAAAAUUAGCCCCAUGCUCUGAUGGGGUGAGCUCACUGUCCCCCACAAGGUACUGAGAAGGCCUUGCAUCUCCUCAAGUUCCAGCAAAGCUAAAUCCUUGGAAUGGCAGACCACUAGUUACCUGUAGAGUAGGAGGACACUGAUUGUUUUGAGGGGAAAAAACCCUUUCUUGUAAGAAUUCAUCAUUCAUAAGGUAAAUUGAAUGGAACCUUUUUCAGCCAUGCAGCUAUGAUAGCCUCUCCCCCCGGAAAAUGAUGCUUAUGAAUGAUGUCUGUGACAACUGGGUUGACCUACUGUCCCAGGUCUCAAGGAAACCAGAGAGUUCACGUAUCUAACCGUGGAGGUACCAGAUAUUGAGGAUAACUUGGCCAUUUACAGGCCAACUGUCUCAUAUUCGGAAUGAGAAACCAAGGGCCUUUUAGGUCCCCACACAGGGGAGUGGGGAUCGGUGGCUGCAGGUCUGCCUUUCUAAGCACCUGAGGACCCAGGAUGUGUUUCCUUUUGAUUUUUUAAACUUUCCUCUUAGUCAUCAUAGUUAAUUAUCUGAAUGGAUAUUCAGGGGUGUAAUUUUUUUUUUCCAAAUUAACAGAACAGAUAUCAGCUCGUUUUCUUUUAAACAUUAAAUGUAUAAAGUCCACCUCGUACACCAGUUAGACAUCCUUAAGGGGACAGUUAAGGCUAACAGGCCAGUCUCGGCCCCUGGAGAUGGCAGUUCGGAACCAUCUUCUUAUAAUGUCUGGUUUGGUUUUGUUUGUUUUUUAGCUCAGCAAGUUGGAAACCAUGAGUUUAAAACAAACUCUUUCCUUUUCCUUUUUAAAGCUUGAGAAGAAAUUUUUUUUAACUUUAGCUCCCCAUUCAGGCAGCAGAGGCUUCCCCGAGCGACAGCAGUGCCCUUCCCUGGCCGGAGACGAAAACUAAAAGCCUGUGAGCCUGUAAAGGAUUUUGAGCAUUCCUUUCAGUUUUUAUAUAUUUUUAAUGUAAAACCCAUAAAUGAACUUGACGUGAUAUUCAUGACCCAUUGCAGAAAUUCGCUUGCUCUUUUUGCAUUUAUGUGUUGAAUAAAGGCUUCUCUUGUUUGUCCCGGAGCCCCAGUAGAAGCUUAAUUCCUCUGGGCUGCUGCGUGAGCGCCCGCGGAUGUCCUGGAAAAUGGCAGCACCGUUAGCUGAGUUGGUCCCUUAGGGAGACGUGUGCUAAAGACGUGUGCGAAAAAUGUCAGGAAAGCUGAAUUUUAUGUUCAAGCCAACAAGCGUUUGAGAGGGUCUUGUAUGCCUCCGAUUUUGACAUUUUUUCUUUUUUCCUGAGUACCAACUCUGUGUUUGAUUCCUGGGGUGGCAGGGGUGGGGGGGUGGGGGGAGCAGGGAUUAGCAGUAAAAUUUGAACUAAGUGACAUGGGCCAGACUCCUUGCCCCCGACUGUCUCCAGAAAAUGUAUUUCCUGACUCGCUGUCUACCACUCUGAGUCUCUUAGGGAGCAAACAGUAAAUGUGUAUAAAUGAGACAGAGUAUCUCAAAGAUUUAAAUUCUUGUUUAGAUAUUUUCUCCUUUGUAAACUCAGGAACAAAUCCGGUUUGUGGAUAGCAUAAUAUGGCUAGUAAUGCUGUCAUCUGUAGGUGACUAGGUGCAUCCUUUCAAAUAUAUUUUGUUUAAAGACUAACUUUGUUUUAACCGAGAAAAGAAACUCCUCGAUAAAAAAAAAAAAAGCUAACAAAAGACUUCCAUAAUCUCUUUCUAGAAGAGUUGUGGCAUCAGUCUAACAUCCACCCCACAGCGUUUGUUUCUUGCCUAUCAGUAUUUCAACAAUUUUUAUGAGAGAAAAAAUUGCACAUUUUUUGUUUCUUGGAAAAGUGAAUUGAGCUGUUGAAUUAAAUUCUCAGAGGGGACAAUUUAGUCAAAGAAGCAUUGGUUUGGGAGAUGAGAGCUCACGGCUCUGUGGUCCCUGUUCCAGCACUGACUUUACUGUGUGACCCUGAGCAAAUGAUUUAACUUCUUUGUGCCUCAGUUUCUCCAUAGACAAAAUGGGGAUAAUGAUACCAACCAUUGCCUACCUCAUUGGGAUGUGAUGGGGACAAAUGAGAUAAGACAGGUAAAUACAAAUGCUUUGAACCCUGGGAGGAAGGUGCUAUAUAAAUUUAAGUCAUAUUGUCUUUAAUGAUCCAAUUAUUGUGUUUAAGGUUUAAAUAAUGGCAAUACUGUUAGUCAUGUUAAGAAUAAGUUUCAAUUUGACGCAUAUUUGUAAUUCUCUUCUGUGGCCAGAUCUUGAUCGUUCAUCCAGUAAUCGUACCUGAGGAAGUGAAAUGGAUAUGUUUUCUGUGUGUUUCUGCCCAUAGUAUUUCUAUUGUGGAUGUUCCCAAAAAGCUGGACUUUCAUUUGUAAUAUCUUAUAGUUUACAUGUAUGAACCUUAUUCAAGCUGUAUAUAAAAGUAUAAUCACGUGUAAAUAGCAGGUACAUUGUAAUUAAAGGCACUUAUCAAAUUGUC